CUAAUCAAGCAUGCAAAAGGCCGCACAGGAAGAAAACAUACUUUCUCUCUAGGAACUUGGCCCUUAUGGGCUGAACCGAAGCAAAAAGAUAGUCUGUUCACUAUAACUGAGUAUAAUUAUCCAUGAGGAGCCUGUUGGGUGUCGGGAGCGUGCGCGCACAGCCUACGCACCGGGCCCCCCGGCGCAACACCGCACCGCGGCCACCACACCACCGGCGUUCAGUGCUUUUCCUGGUGCUCGCCACGCGCCUAAUAGGGGGCUACAUAGCAUUGGCGGCAGAUGUUAGCGGUGCCGGGGAGGCGCCAGCGCGCAAGCUGGACGUAACUUACCGGCCACCGCCCAUCUGGGGGUGUGAGGAGGGCCUGGCGCCUGGCGCCUUUCACGUCGUGGUGGCGACGUUUGCGCCAGAGCCAAUGGCGCUGGUUCCAUGGAUCUGGAACCUGGGGCUCAGCGGGGCCGAGAUCUGGAUCUACCACCGACUGGAGGAUUCCGACCCCCGGCUGGCGACCGCCGCUGCCACCCUCAAAUCCUUCGAGCCGUACCCCUGCGGCAGCACCGUACGGCUGCAGCAGCUGUUGCCUAACAAGGGCCGCGAGGCGGCGGUUUACCUGUCGCACGUGGUACGGCACUAUGACACCCUACCGCAAGGCCUGGUGCUCGUACAUGAUCACGGGCCGGCGGCGCGGCAUUCGCUGUGCGGCCCCUUCUUCCGCCGCCUGCGGGGCUAUUACGCCGGCAUUCGCGAGCAGGCGGCGGCAGGCUGGGGCAACGGCACUGCGGCACUGGCAGUAGCAGGAGGCGGCGCGCGGCGGCGGCUGGAGGCGACGCGGCGCAAGGGCAGCGGCAGUAGCAGCAGCAGUAGCAGUGCGGCGAGGAAGGCGCUGUUGGCGGAGUUUGCGGACCAGGCCAUCAGCCUGAGCAGCGGGUGUCAGGAGAACUGGCUCAAGGGCUGCUGCGCGCUGCUGGUGUGCGUGGAGGACGGGGACGCGCAGCAGCAGCCGGGCGCGGUGUCGGGCGAGUACGAGGCGGAUGAGGGCGGCGGCCUGCGCCACCACCGCCACCUGGCGGAGCAGUGGCGGACGCCGAGGUACUCCAAAGCCAACCGCUGCCCCUUCAAGUCCUCCAGGUGCCUUGCAAACGCCUCCGCCAUGUCCAUACCCGCCGGCCGCACCGUGGGCGGCGUCAGCGCUAAGGCCGGCGGCGCCGCCGCCACCCGCUGGAUCUACAUGCACGGCGGCGGCGGGCUGUACGACACGCGGUACGAGAACCUGGUGGUGUUGUACGGCGCCAGCGCGGAGGAGGCGGCGGCGGCGGCGGUUGGCGGUCUUAGUAAUGGCGGCUUUGGGCCGUUGUCGUUGGUGCGAUACGCCAGCCAGAGCGCGGUGGAGACGGUGCGCAGCCAGACCAGCUCCAGCCGCUCCCUGGACUACCCGCCCGGUGCCGCCAGCCGCAGCCAGCAGGAGACGUACGCGGCGCUGGGCCAGAUCUUCGAGGCGCACGACUUCGCCAGCAAGCGGGCCCCCGGCAGCUUCAAGUCCUGCUGCGCCAGCCUGAUGCUACGGCCGCAUCACGUGUCGCGCUGGCCGCUGUCGCUGUACGAGCAGAUGCUGGCCUACAGCCUGGACGGCCGCAACACCUACCACGCCACACUGGCCGUGUCACACCACGGCUGGGCCAUGUGGGCCGGCCGCGAGACUGGACCCGCCGACCUGCUGCGCUACUUCGAAGUGGACCUGGCGCUGCUGCACAUACGCGGCUGCCCGGGCUGGCGCAUGGUGCCGGCCUGAGCGAGGCGUUGAGGGCGAGGGGACGGGUGUUGGGCGUGUUGAGGUUGGGUGUGGUGUCGUGUAGUAGGCCGUAUGAAUGGAGCAAAGGCUGCGUGGUGUGCUCCAUCGGUGUGCUUAAGGAAAGCACAAGGUUGGUGGUGAUGGAGUGUCAGUGUGUGUGCAUGCGUGCGUGCGGGCGGGCGGGCGUGCGGGCGUGUGUGCCUGUGCGUGUAUGUGUGUGUAUGUGUGGCAGGGUGUGCUUGUCGCGGCAGGCUUGGUAUGGAAGGGCAAGGGACGUGCAGCAGGCAGCCGAAAGCGGGUUCUUGUUGGCUGGCCCUUCCCCCGGGCGCAUAGAUGCCGGCAUGACAAAGCCUGGGGCAUUCGGGCUACGACGCCGGGGUAUGUGGGUGAUAGCUAGCAAGGUGCGCGGCUUGGUCAAGCACGGUGUGUGCAGAGUGCGUGUGUGGUGAAAGGCGUGGUGUAGGCAGGGUUAGUGUGAGGGUGCUAGCAGCGUGGCGUGUGUUUAUUAGCAGGGUAAGCGCACAUGUUUCGUGGAGCCGCAGGAACUGUAGGAAUGACAGUCUGACGCUGAAGCGUGGCCAUAGCGCCAAGUAGACUUUGCUGGGCGGGUGACGCGCCAUGAAUAAGGGCAGCAAGAGGACUGUGCCGGUCUGAUGAAAUGCAACCCGCUGCAGCGCAUAACAUCCCUGUUGGCGGGUGCGCUUGGCGUCACAGCCCUGCGCAGCCGUACCGUAGCCUGUUUCUC
This is a messenger RNA of Chlamydomonas reinhardtii, 2532 nucleotides long. RefSeq lists its product as uncharacterized. NCBI's taxonomy places the organism in Eukaryota, Viridiplantae, Chlorophyta, Chlorophyceae, Chlamydomonadales, Chlamydomonadaceae. Bases 123 to 1787 code for a protein of 554 amino acids. The transcript is spliced from 7 exons. The record is from RefSeq and is a predicted model, not a curated record.